Molecule: messenger RNA, 1215 nt
Organism: Blepharisma stoltei
Lineage: Eukaryota; Ciliophora; Heterotrichea; Heterotrichida; Blepharismidae
Source: the annotation of a GenBank genome assembly
AUGGGAAUUAACGAUUUUGAGUUUUUAAACAAGCUUGGUGAAGGGUCUUAUUCCACAGUUUACAAAGUAAAAAGAAAGGUCGACAACCAAAUAUAUGCACUUAAAAAGAUCAAAUUUGGUUCAAUGUCUUCCCGUGACAAGCAAAAUGCUCUUAAUGAAAUCCGUAUAUUAGCAUCAAUCAACCAUCCUAACAUUGUUUCAUAUAAAGAAGCAUUUAUUGAUGAAGGCACAUCAACCCUCUGCUUAAUUAUCCUCUUUUCUAUCGACAUCAUAAUAAAUAUUUUUUUAUUUAUUUUUUAUCACGUUUUCCCUAAAAUGUAUAUGGAUUUUGCAGAGCAGGGCGAUUUAUUGCAGCAAAUCCAAAACCACAAAAAAAAUAACACCUAUUUUUCUGAGCAAGAAAUUUGGGAUAUUUUAUACCAGUCCACCACUGGUCUUAAGCUUUUGCAUGACAUGAAAAUUCUGCAUCGUGACAUAAAGUCCGCAAAUAUUUUUCUGUCAUCUGAAAGUGCUGUUAAACUUGGAGAUUUAAAUGUCUCAAAAAUAGUUAACGGUUUGGCUUAUACCCAAACUGGAACUCCUUAUUAUGCAUCGCCUGAAAUAUGGAAAGAUCUGCCAUAUGACUCUAAAAGCGAUAUAUGGUCACUUGGAUGUGUCAUUUAUGAGCUAGCUGCUUUAGAGCCACCUUUUAAAUCUGCAGAUAUGAAAGGCUUAUAUCGAAAAGUAACUUCUGGGAAAAUCCCAAGACUGCCUGACAAUUAUUCCUCAGACUUAAAUCUCAUAAUAAAAUGUAUGCUGCAAGUUAAACCAAGUAGCAGACCAUCCUGUGAGCAAUUGCUUGAAAUGCCUGCUGUUAGCAGAAAUAUCCAUAUUAGAAAUGACGUUGAAAUCAUUGAAAAUAAUGGAAUGCUAGAAACCAUCAGGCUACCUCCAAGCCUAAGAGCUUUAAAAGCCAAGCUCCCAGGACCUAACUAUGAUGGGAAAAAACGAAACCAAAGCGCAAGAAGAAGAGACGACGUCGAAAACUAUGGAAAAGUAGGUAGUGAAAAGAAUUUAAAUAGUGUGAUGACGCCUUCACCUAUACUGAGAGCGUCUUUAAAAGCGAAACCAACAGACAGAAAUAUUUUUAAAGAUAGACAAGCUCUGCAAGAGCUUAAUCCUAAUACGCCGAAGCUCCCACCUAUGCAUAGAGCUUCAUCUUUAAAUAAUAGAUAA